Molecule: messenger RNA, 1355 nt
Organism: Arachis duranensis
Lineage: Eukaryota; Viridiplantae; Streptophyta; Magnoliopsida; Fabales; Fabaceae
Product: agamous-like MADS-box protein MADS2
Exons: 8
Coding region: 309-1070 (253 amino acids)
Biological process (GO): positive regulation of transcription by RNA polymerase II
Cellular component (GO): nucleus
Molecular function (GO): RNA polymerase II cis-regulatory region sequence-specific DNA binding; protein dimerization activity; DNA-binding transcription factor activity, RNA polymerase II-specific
Source: RefSeq, a predicted model, not a curated record
ACUCAUCACAAUAUGCUUUUUGGAUCAGUUUUCUCUCUCUGGUCCAUGCCCUUUCCUCUUAUAAUUCUCUCACUAGGGUUUCAAGUUUCAACUUGAAUAAGUAUCCAACUUUCUCUUGUUUUUCACAAAUUUGGUUGCACUUGGGUACUGCUCCAGAAAAGAAGCACCAUCAGGCAACCCCAACAAGAGGAGAAGGAAAGGAAGAAAAAAGUGAGGGAAGAAACAGAUAGAUAUUGGAUAGAAAUAGAAACAAUAUAUAAAUAUAAGUGACAAAAAAGAAAAGGGGCGAUUUUUAAUUUUAAUUUGUUAUGGGGAGGGGAAGAGUUGAGUUGAAGAGGAUAGAGAACAAGAUAAACAGGCAAGUCACAUUUGCAAAGAGAAGAAAUGGUCUUCUCAAGAAAGCUUAUGAGUUAUCUGUUCUUUGUGAUGCUGAGGUUGCCCUCAUCAUCUUCUCCAACAGAGGAAAACUCUAUGAGUUUUGUAGCAGCUCUAGCAUGCUCAAAACACUCGAGAGGUAUCAGAAGUGCAGUUAUGGUGCUGUGGAAGUUAGCAAGCCUGCCAAAGAACUUGAGAAUAGCUAUCGUGAGUACUUGAAGCUGAAAGCAAGAUUUGAAUCUCUUCAAAGGACUCAAAGAAAUCUUCUAGGGGAAGAUUUGGGCCCAUUGGGUACCAAAGAUCUUGAGCAACUUGAAAGGCAAUUGGAUUCUUCUCUGAAGCAAGUGAGAUCCACAAAGACACAAUUUAUGCUGGAUCAAUUAACUGAUCUUCAAAAUAAGGAGCAGAUCUUGGUAGAUGUCAACAGAACCUUGAGCAUGAAGCUGGAUGAAAUCAAUUCAAGGAAUCAAUAUAGGCAGCAAUCAUGGGAAGCUGGUGAUCAAAGUAUGCAUCAAUAUACUGCUCCACAUAAUGCUCACUCUUCUCAAGGCUUCUUCCAGCCUCUGGAAUGCAACCCCACUUUGCAGAUUGGCAGUGACUAUAGGUACAAUGGGGUAGGGUCAGAUCAGAUAACUGCUACAACAACAACUCAAGCUCAACAAGUGAGUGGUUUCAUCCCUGGAUGGAUGCUUUGAGCUCAUCACUAUAUUCACCUUUUGCAACAUUAAAAAGGAAAAGCCAAAAGAAAAAAACACCUCACAAAAAAAGGAGGGUGGAAAAUUAAAGCCAAAUGCUUCUUUAUUUGGUCAUGGCAAUGUGUAAAUGUUGAUUGUACUUUUUCUUUCUAGUGUUAUUUUGAUUUUGCUACUAUAAAACAGACAGUUAUGACUUACUUCAUCAAACUAUUGAACAAUAGCCAUAGACUCCUAAUAUGGCAUAUUCUAAGAUUUUUAAUUAUAAUAUUUGAGUAUCUUUGAAGC